GGCAGGUCCUCCCGAGCGACAGCCCAGCCCCUCCCUUUCCGUGUGUGGGUCCCGUUGGUUCGGCUCUGAGUGCAGAUGCUGCCUGGGGGGCGCCUGCCUGCUGGGAUCCGAAUUUCCUACCACCUCUAAUUCGGACAGACAGAACUUGGCAGAAGAUCAAGGGAUUCCUUCAUCUCUCUUGGAGGCUUCCUGAGAGCACAGAUGGAUGAGCAAGACUCAGCUGGCCCUGAAGGAGGAAGAGGCCAUGCCGUCAGAACUGGGUGCAGUGGGGGAUUCUGGGGAAACGCUGUGCAGAAGAUCCUGGGUGAGGAGGACACUCUCCACUCAGAGGUGCAGAGCCAGCAGUUCCGGCAGUUCUGCUUUCAGGAGGCCAAAGGACCCCGAGAGGUUUGCAGCCGACUCUACAACCUUUACCAUCGAUGGCUGAAGCCAGAAAGGCACACGAAAGCUGAGAUGCUGGACCUGGUGAUCUUGGAGCAGUUCCUGGCUGUCCUUCCCCCAGAGAUGGAGAGCUGGGUGAGGGAAUGCGGAGCAGAGACCAGUUCCCAGGCAGUGGCCCUGGCCGAAGGUUUCCUCCUGAGUCAGGCAGAGGAGAGAAAGCAGAGACAGGUUCUGUUUGCAGAAAUGGGCCCAGAUUCCUCUGAGAGUGAAAGGACUCCGUUGGACACCAGAGAGAGGCUGCUGGGUGACUGGAUGAUGCCAGCUAGACCUCCUCUUCCAUUUGUUCAUGGUGGUGAAGGAGAAGCAACGGCUGUGGAACCAGAUCAGGGUCCAGUGUGCUUUGAAGAUGUCGCUGUUCAUUUCACAGACGAGGAGUGGGCGUUGCUGGAUCCUGACCAGAGAGCUCUGCAUAAGGAAGUCAUGGAGGAGAAUCACGGGAUCAUGGCCUCUCUCAGUGGUGAUGAUUUGGAAAUUGAGAGCGAGGGCACCCAUGACAGAAUCCACACAGUGGAGAAGCCAUUGCCGCUCUUGGAGUGUGGAGAGAGCUUCAGUCACAGCUCCUAUUCGACUACCCACCAAAGAAAUGCUAUUGGGAAGAAACCCUCUCAGUUCUCUGAAUGGGGAAAGACUUUCUGUUGGAAUGAAAGCCUCACUUCACAGGAAAUAAUUCACACAGGGGAGGACCCACUGAAAUACUUGGAAUGUGGAAAGAGCUUCAGUAAGAGUGCACAUCUCAUGUCGCAUCAAAUAACUCACAGCAGGGAGAAAGCCUGUCAGUGCUUGGAAUGUAGGGAAAGCUUUAAUACAAGCACAACCUUCUAUAAACACCAGAGAAUUCACAGGGGGGAGAAGCCAUUUCAAUGCCAAGUGUGUGGAAAGAGCUUCAGUCAGAGCACCCAUCUCAUAGCCCAUAAAAUAAUUCAUACAGGCGAGAAACCCUAUCAGUGCUCAGAAUGUGGGAAGAGCUUCAAUCACAGGGCGAAUCUCACAGCCCAUCAAAGAAUUCACAGUGGUGAGAAGCCCUAUCAGUGCUCAGAAUGCGGGAAGAGUUUCACUGUGAGCUCCGGUCUCACUUCCCACCAAAGAAUUCAUACUGGGGAGAAACCCUAUCAAUGCGUGAAUUGUGGGAAAAGCUUCAGCCAGAAGGCAAGUCUCAUUUCCCACCAAAGAAUUCACACAGGGGAGAAACCCUAUCAGUGCUUGGAAUGUGGGAAGAGCUUCAGUCGGAAGCAAAGUCUCACUACCCAUCAAAGAAUUCACAGUGGUGAGAAACCCUAUCAGUGCUUGGAAUGUGGAAAGACUUACUGCCAUAGGGCCAAUCUCACCUCCCACCAAAGAAUCCACACAGGGGAGAAACCCUAUCAGUGCUUGGAAUGUGGAAAGAGCUUCAGUCACAGGGCCCAUCUCGCUACCCAUCAAAGCAUUCAUACCGGGGAGAAACCCUAUCAGUGCUUGGAUUGGGGAAAGAGUUUCUGCCAGAGAGCCGAUCUCACUUCCCACCAAAGAAUUCACACAGGGGAGAAACCCUAUCAGUGCUUGGGAUGUGGGAAGAGCUUUAAUCACAGUGUCAAUUUCAUGGCAGACCAAAGAAUUCAUACAGGUGAGAAGCCCUACCAGUGCUCAGAAUGUGGGAGCUCUGGUCUCACUUCCCACCAAAGAAUUCUGCCAGGGAGUUACAUUUCUCUCUUCACAGUAAUUGCCACUUCACACCGUUGACGUUUUUAUGGUUUUAUUUACAAGUAUUUACAUUGUGAGCUCAUCACAAUUAGUUUGACUCUGUUGAAUCAGAUACCGCCAAUGACCUUUUCCUCUUUUCCCAGCACUUAAAGUGUGGGAACUUUAUAACUCUACUCUCACUCCGCCUCUUCUCCUCGUAAAUCUCCCUCCUCCCUCCGAUUCAGAGCUUAACCCUUGCGGUGCCUGUGAGGUUGCUGGUUCACUUCCCCCUCUUUCCUGAUCCCCUGCAUUUAAAGAGUCUAACAUUUCCAUGCUGGGCUCUCCUACCCCCUCCUCUGCUGCUUCUGGUUCUAACCGAAAGCUCUCUUCCAUGUCAGGGGAUUCCGAACUACUGAUUCUGCCCUGAUAAAUUCAUUCUGGGGAAAAACCCUGUCAGUGCUUCAAUUGUGGAAAGAGCUUCACCCAGAAGGAAAGUUUCACUUCUUAUCAAAGAAUUCACAGUGGUGAGAAACCCCAUCAGUGCUUGGAAUGUGGAAAGAGCUUCAGUCACAGGGCCCAUCUCGCUACCCAUCAAAGCAAUCAUACCGGGGAGAAACCCUAUCAAUGCGUGAAAUGUGGAAAGCCAAUCUCACUUCCCACCAAAGAAUUCACACAGGGGAGAAACCAUAUCAGUGCUUGGAAUGUGGGAAGAGCUUCGGAAAGAGGACCAAGCUCAUGGCCCAUCAAAGCAUUCAUACAGGGGAGAAUCAUAGAAUUUUAGACCUGCAAGGACCCCUGGGUCGUCUAGUCCACUGCAGGACUCUCAACUAAAGCAUUCAUGACAUAUUCAAACUUCUCCUUACAAACCUCCAAGGAAGGAGAGUCCACAACCUACCAAGGGCAUCUUAAUUUGACACCAUUGGUUUGGGUCCCAGCCUCCAGAGCCGGUGAAAACGAGCUUCUUCGAUCUUCCACGUGACAGCCCUUUCUGUUCCUCAGAAGGCUUAAUUGUUUCCCAACGCUUAAUUGUCUUGGUCACCCCCCCCUCUGCACACCUUCCAGCUUGUCAAAAUCCUUCUUAAAUUGGGGCACCCAGAACUGGACACAGGACUCCAGGUGUGGUCUGAACAAGGCAGAAGAAAGUGGGGCUAUUACUUCCCUUGAUCUGGACACUUGACUUCUUUGGACGCAGUCUAAAAUAACAGCCUUUUUCACUGCUGCAUCAUACUGUUGACUCAUGUUAGUCUUGUGGUCCACUAAGACCCCAGGUCUUUUCCGCAUGUACUACUGGCAAGCCCAGUGUCCCCCAUCUUAUAUUUGUGCAGCUGAUUCUUCUUGCCCAAGUGCAGAAUCUUACCUUUCUUCUUAGUGAAAUCUAUUGGUUGCCUUUAUAUACCACCUGUUUCUUCAAGAAGCUCAGUGUGGUGUAUAGUGGUUCUCCCCCUCAUCAUUUAAUCCUGACAACAACCCUGUGAGGCAGCUUAGGCUGUGAAGCCAUCACCCAGUGAGCUUCAUGGCUGAGUGGGGACUUGAACCCAGGUCUCCCAGGUCCUAGUCCAAAACUCUUAAGCACUGUACCACACUGACUCUCGAAUGAGACUCUUGACAAGUGCAUGCAUGUGCGUUUACUGAAAGUCUCAGUGCAAUGUCUUGGUGUUUGUAUUUAAAGUUGUAUACAUAUGUAUCAAUGACAUUAAUAUAUUAAUGGUAAUUACAGUAUAAUAGUAAAUUUUAGGAAAUGCUAGAUGGUGAUAGGGUUAGUUUGGAAUGCUGGGAUUGAAAAAUUGAACUGAACAAUUUCCACAUAAAUCACAACAAGAUCUAAAAUAUAAAUACAAAAUGCCAACAGCAACAACGCCCCCCCCCCCGAAAACGCAGCAGCCUCAGAUUUUUCAGCUGGAGUCAAUCCUAGUUCCGCCCUCCCAGGCCAGGUGGAAAAGGCCUGCAAAGCAGGAAGCUGCUCUUCCAGGACUCCUGCCAUGAUGGUCCUCUUCAACAGGCCUCUCAGCAGCUUCAGCCUUUGUAGCUGGAGUCUGUCCACCCAUCAGUCACUCCAGGCCUCGCCUUCCCAAGCCAAAUGGAAAGGUCUCUAAGGAGGGAGCAGAUCUCCCAGGACUUGCAGCCAAGAUGGUUUCUGGCCUCUUCAGUAGAGACCAUUGGAGGGGGGAAUGGAAUGGGAGAGUGGUGGCAAUUGUGGAGCAGGGCUGGUUAGAUCAGUAGGAGAGAGACAGCAUUAUAAUCCCCAUUGUUGCAGGUGUAAUAAAGUUUCAGGAAGAAAGAAAAGGAACGAGAACAUUUGAAAGCACAUGUUUAUGUACACAAAGUUACCUUGAAACCCUUGUCUAUUUUUUAAAUAAAUCAGUUGAAUGAAUCGAUGCACACCUCCUUCUUUGUUAUGUUUGGGGUGAAGUGUUGAAGAGUUCUCUGGGAUGGCGGCAGGAAUAAAGGGGAGUUUGUUGAAAAAUCCAUCUCCUGGCUGUGCACCUUGAAUGAAAUGGGAAGGUGGCGCAGGGAUGGGCGGGCAGGGCCAGAGCCCCUCUGAACAAAGGCUGUGGGGACUUAACAUGGGGAGCUAAACGAGACCUCUGCAGAGGACACUCAGAGCGUUCAAAGCACUUCAUAAAAACAAACUCUGCUGUCUUUACAAUAUCCCUAUGAGGUGGACCUAUAACAUUUCCCCAUUGAUGCAGGAAGUGAAGAGGAGGAGAGCCGAGUGGGGCGUGAAGCAAAGACUCUCUUCCUUUGUCCUCUUGCAAGUUGCACACACACAAUGCACUCUGAUUUGCGCUGCCCAUUCACAUCUGUUUUAGGCCCCCAGCAUUUACUGAAACGGUUUAG
Molecule: messenger RNA, 4935 nt
Organism: Zootoca vivipara (common lizard)
Lineage: Eukaryota; Metazoa; Chordata; Lepidosauria; Squamata; Lacertidae
Biological process (GO): regulation of DNA-templated transcription
Source: RefSeq, a predicted model, not a curated record